Messenger RNA from Chaetomium fimeti, 2185 nucleotides. RefSeq lists its product as uncharacterized. Bases 1 to 2151 code for a protein of 716 amino acids. Lineage: Eukaryota; Fungi; Ascomycota; Sordariomycetes; Sordariales; Chaetomiaceae. The record is from RefSeq and is a predicted model, not a curated record. The transcript has 3 exons.
AUGGACUAUACUCGUUAUUCAUCCCAGCCAGCAACUGUCGACCUCGUUCGUGCCGACUUGGCCGAAACCUGGACCAUCGAUGGGUUUGACUUUGAGAGUCCGCAGCGGUCCCCCUCAGUUUCCCGUGUUAGUGACAUGCUCGACCUCGAGUACAUACCAACUCCCCGCCCCCCUACGUCAAAGACUACAAAAAGGGACCCCCUACCCGAAAUACUGGGCGACUUCCUCGAGUUGUCGCCAACCCGGAAAAAGAGGCAGAACGAGAGCCAGGAGAGGCUGGACACUCACAAGCUCAACCCUCCCGGGGGAUCGCAGUUUCGAGAUUCCAAGACAAAUAAACGCAAGGGUCCCAACCAGUUGACGGCAGCAGCCGAUUCACCCAUAAAAUCUUCCGUUCCCAAGCCCGGAAAAACGACAACACUUUCAACCGCAACAAAGGGACCAGCAAAGGUGUCCAACCAAGCCAAGGCGCCUCCUAGGUCUCUCCCCACCAGGGCCAAUGCGAAAAGGGGGACGGGCGGUGACGACCUUUUCGAGUUAAGUGACGUUACAGACACGGAAUCGGAAUCCAGGCCAAAGAAGCGACAAGCCAAGCUACCAUCGCCUAAGGGACGUCAAUCAUUCCCUCAACGCAAAGCUCGAACUACUGAGAAGGGGGCAAGGUCCCCCAUCACCCGGAAGAGCAAGCCCACACCCGCACCGAAGAAACCGUCCAGUCGUGAUGCUCCUCGGAAAAGCAAGGCCAGUGCUGGACCAACAAGUACCGACAAAACUGCCCAUACAAACGAAGAAGAGGCGUCUAGCACCCCUAACUCUCAAGACGACGAGCUUACACCCACGAUGGCUCGUUCUACCUCGAACGAACGCUCGCGCAAGAAUGAUUCUGUGUUUACCUUUCAAACCACAGAUGGCCCAGGGAAUAUCGCUUCCCCAGAGCCCCCAAAACCUUCACCGGUUUCAGUGAAACAGAACGACGUUUGUCUACAGGCCCCGUCGAAACCCCACGAUGUCAUAACUCUGUCCAGCGAAAGUGCAGACGCAGACCGUGCGGCUACGGAAUCGAAUUCGCCUAUGUUCAUGGAUCGAUCCCAAGAAAACGUGCCUGCAGAAGCUCCUCCAGAUAUCUCCAUAACGAUCAACACAGGGCUAAGUUCUGACAAACAAUCACCAAAAGGGCCACCUGUAGACCGUAGAUGUCUCGGUUCUACCCCUCCAACUUCGUUUCAACCGGAUGCGCUAGGACACCGCCACCAGAGCAUUGAGCAUUGCUUGCCCGCGAGAAUACAAGAAGCAUUCUUUUCCGACGAACAACCAGUGGCACCAUCGCCGUCCCCAGCCCCUGAAUCGGAGCCCAACUUGGAGGAAUGUUCGGGAGUUGAAGACAUUUGGAAGCAAGUGGUGGAGGAUGAUUCCUCGCCUGCCAUUCUUCACCGAAUUGUGACCCUGCUGCACCGUUCUCUAAAGCCUAGAGAGGAGGUGAUACGCGACAUCGCAGCCGAUUAUAAGGCGAACGCUUCGAACUUGCUCAACAACUUGCGAGCCCGGCAUGGCCGAGAGAAGAAAGACACUUUGACCGCUCUCCGGAAGGCGUCCAGCUCGUCUUUCGCCAUCUUUUCGGGGGCAGGACAGGACAUGGCAAUCCUCAUCGACAAGCUUCGAGACAUGGAUGUCGCCCACACAGCAGAUACAAUCAGACGGCCGGUCCUUGCAGAGAAACUUGAUUCUGUGGUCAUGCUGUGCCAAACCAGGCUAACCAACUGCGACCGGGAGGGGCUAAUUGGAGAUGGCGUCGCGAGCGAGUCUGACGAUAGCCUUGAUGGUCUUGCAGAAACCUAUCGCCUCCGGUUGAUUGAAACAGUUCGGCAAUCCGAGGGUCAGUCUCCUAAAGUCCCAGGCAAGGUCGACUUACAGGUCGAGGAUUUCAUGAAGCAGUGCCUUUACGGCACAACCAAAAGGAUCACAACCCCCACAGCCAAGAAGUCAGACAAACCUGCUCGGAAUGCGGACGAGGCUCUGGAAGUCCUCUUAGACGGUAUCAUUAACACGCUGCAGGAGAGCAGAGAAGGGGGGAACCCGGACCGGGCCGCUGCUCAGGAUAUCGAUAUUGUCUCUGAGGACUCUGACAUGGGAAAUGUGGACAUUUUAGCGUGAGGUAUUAUUGUUGCCUUAGCGCUUUCCAGCUAGG